AUGGAAUGGCUAUGCCUUCGAAUCAACUUUCUCUUCAAUCUUGUCGUCUUCCUUCUUCUUAUCAUCUUGGUGAACCUUCCAAAAUCAGCCAUUGACCCCAGCUUGGCAGGACUGGCAGCUACAUAUGGUUUGAACCUAAAUGUUCUCCAGGCUUGGGUUAUAUGGAACCUUUGCAAUGUAGAGAACAAAAUGAUCUCAGUAGAAAGAAUUCUUCAGUUCACAAACAUACCAAGUGAAGCACCACUCGUAAUUGAAAAUUUUAGACCGGAGCCUGAUUGGCCAACCAAUGGAAAAAUCGAGCUUGAAGAUCUCCAUGUCCAAUAUAGUCCUGCUCUCCCAAGAGUGCUGAAAGGAAUCACUUGCACCUUCCCGGGGGAAAAGAAAAUUGGUGUUGUGGGCAGAACUGGAAGUGGAAAGUCCACUCUGAUCCAAGCUCUCUUUAGGGUGGUGGAGCCCUCAGAAGGGCGGAUUCUGAUUGAUGGAGUAGAUAUUUCAAAUAUGGGAUUGCAGGAUUUGAGGUCUAGGUUGAGUAUAAUACCCCAAGACCCAACUUUAUUUCAAGGAACCAUGAGGACCAAUCUUGAUCCUCUGCAACAGUGCUCAGAUCAUGAAAUCUUGGAGGUUUUGAACAAAUGUCAUCUUGCAGGGAUAGUAGCGCAGGAUUCAAGGCUUCUUGAUGCACCAGUUGCAGAAGAUGGAGAAAACUGGAGUUUGGGACAAAGGCAGCUGGUAUGCCUGGCCAGGGUUCUGCUACAAAGGAGGAGAAUAUUAGUAUUGGAUGAGGCUACAGCCUCGGUGGAUACAGCGACAGACAACGUGAUUCAGAAGACAAUAAGAGAACAAACAAGCAGAUGCACAGUCAUAACAGUGGCCCAUCGGAUACCAACCGUUAUUGACAAUGACUUGGUUCUAGUUCUAGAUGAAGGCAGCGUUGUUGAGUAUGACUCCCCAGAUCGGUUGCUGAGGGAUAAUUCUUCCAAAUUUUCGAAGUUGGUAAGGGAAUUCUUGAAAAGAUCAUCUGAUAGUAAUCUUCAUUGGGAUCUUACUUGA
This is a messenger RNA of Ilex paraguariensis (yerba mate), 1050 nucleotides long. The record is from the annotation of a GenBank genome assembly. Lineage: Eukaryota; Viridiplantae; Streptophyta; Magnoliopsida; Aquifoliales; Aquifoliaceae.